UGGGAGAGGGGUUAACACCUUACGGGACACGUACACUAUACCAUCGCCGAAUUGUCGCCUCCACUCGCCGUUUCGUGUCCGGAACGCCAACCGUCUGUGGUUCUUUUGCACGUUUUUUCGACUUGACCAAGUCCUCGGACCAUCAUCAGAAAACCACCCACUUCCAAGAUGCCUGUUCCCGCGCAAUCCAAAAUUGUCAAGAAGGGAAACUCUGAGCCCGACCAGUUUGAGCUUUCCAUCGCUCAAGCCUUGCUCGAGUUGCAAAACAACAGCGACUUGAAAGCCCAACUCCGUGAGCUGUACAUCACCAAAGCCAAGGAGAUCGAGCUUUUCGGCAAGAAGAGCGUCAUUAUUUAUGUACCCAUGCCACAACGUGCUCAGUUCCAAAAAAUCCAAGCUCGCUUAGUUAGAGAACUAGAGAAGAAGUUUAGUGGCAAGCAUGUAGUAUUUAUUGGUGAUAGAAGAAUAUUACCAAAACCUACUAGGAAAACAAGAACAAAAAGCAAUCAAAAACGUCCAAGAAGUCGAACUUUAACUUGGGUGUACGACGCAAUCCUUGAUGAUUUAGUCUUUCCAGCUGAAAUUGUUGGCAAGCGUAUCCGAGUUAAAUUAGAUGGAAAACAAAUGAUGAAAGUUCAUUUAGACAAAACUCAACAAACAAAUAUAGAGCACAAGGUGGAUACUUUUGCAUCUGUAUACCGAAAGCUGACUGGCAGAGAUGUUACUUUUGAGUUCCCAGAACCAUAUUUGUAAACUUGAUUCAAUAAAAACAUUUUUGUUUUA
Aphis gossypii (cotton aphid) is the source of this 783-nucleotide messenger RNA. RefSeq names its product 40S ribosomal protein S7-like. The transcript is spliced from 5 exons. Lineage: Eukaryota; Metazoa; Arthropoda; Insecta; Hemiptera; Aphididae. Bases 169 to 753 code for a protein of 194 amino acids. Gene Ontology annotation, molecular function: structural constituent of ribosome. Gene Ontology annotation, biological process: rRNA processing; translation; ribosomal small subunit biogenesis. Gene Ontology annotation, cellular component: ribosome; small-subunit processome; 90S preribosome. The record is from RefSeq and is a predicted model, not a curated record.